Leptonychotes weddellii (Weddell seal) is the source of this 3322-nucleotide messenger RNA. The record is from RefSeq and is a predicted model, not a curated record. NCBI's taxonomy places the organism in Eukaryota, Metazoa, Chordata, Mammalia, Carnivora, Phocidae.
GUAUCACUGAUCAUAACUCUUUAAAAACAUGUUUGGAAAAUACCAUUCUCCAAGGUACUUUUUUAAAUCUUUGGAAAUUACUUCUCGUGCUUUGGGACUGAAAAUAAUUCUCGGGGAUGGGUUCUGAAAAGAAUGUCCACCGCUGUGAGCAGACCCUGGUUUGUGACGGGGAGGUUUGUGCUGAAAGCUUCUGGCAUUGCGCCCUUCUUACCAAGUCUUUGCCAUAAGGUCCAGGAGGGGCUGGUGGUGUCCCCGUGUGUCUGCUAUCUGCUAGCCCAUGGUAGCAUCUGCGAGGGUCCUGGCAGAGCCCAGGUCUGGGGUCCGGGUCAGCCUCUCCAGCGGCCCUGCUCUUCCCGCCCCCACUGGUUCUCCAAGGUGAGGAGAAGGUGGAGGAGGCAUGCCUAAGGCCGAGUUUCUGAAGAAUACGCUUUUGUGGCCAUUUCUCCACUUUCCAGCAUUGGGUCUACCUGUUGGCUUCCUGCAGUGAGAGAUGGCAGCGCACACCAGUGCCCUGCCCCUGCCAGGCUGGCUCUGAGGAUGGUUUUCGCAGGCUUGUCCGAUGACCGCAUCCUUCCCAGGACGCUGCGUAACGCUCACUCGCUUCCUUUCUCAGACCAGUGGUCUUCUGGAGUCAGUGAUGGCUGUGCUGUGGCUACCCGCCUCGCCUCCUCGCGGCGCCCCUGCAGCUGACUGGGCGCCACCCCCAGGGCCUCCAGCAUUUGCACCCGCUCAGCGGCUGUGGGCGGUGGUCCUGCAGCCCCCGCAUGCGCUCCGACACCUGCACCAGUCAGGGGCCCUGACCAUGGAUGCCCUGCAGGACCCUGCCCCAGACCUCGUGGACGGCAUGGAAGAGGACAUUGCUGAUAAGGUUGUGUUCCUGGAGAAGCGGGUGUCGGAGCUGGAGAAGGACACUGCCGCCAAUGGGGAGCAGCACAGCCGGCUGAGGCAGGAGAACCUCCAGCUUGUGCACAGAGCCAAUGCCCUCGAGGAGCAGCUGAAGGAGCAGGAGCUGAGAGCCUGUGAGAUGGCGCUGGAGGAGGCCCGGAGGCACCGAGAGCUCGUGUGCAAGAUGGAGCGGGAGCGGAGCAUCGAGGUGGAGAGCCUGCAGGCCAGGCUGCAGCAGCUGGACGAGGAGAAUGGGGAGCUGAGGUCGUGCACGCCCUGUCUGAAGGCCAACAUUGAGCGCCUGGAGGAGGAGAAGCAGAAGUUGCUGGAUGAGAUUGAAGAGUUGUCCCUACGGCUCAGUGAUGAGCAGGAAAACAGGAGGAAGCUGGGGGACAGGCUGAGCCACGAGAGGCACCAGUUCCAGAGGGACAAGGAGGCAACCCAGGAGCUGAUCGAGGACCUGCGCAAGCAGCUGGAGCACCUACAGCUUUUCAAGCUGGAGGCCGAGCAGCGGAAGGGCCGGGGCAGCAGCAUGGGCCUGCAGGAGUACAACAGCCGCGCCCGAGAGAGCGAGUUGGAGCAGGAGGUCCGCAGGCUGAAGCAGGAUAACCGAAACCUGAAGGAGCAGAAUGAUGAGCUCAACGGGCAGAUCAUCAACCUGAGCAUCCAGGGCGCCAAGAACCUCUUCUCCACGUCCUUCUCGGAGUCCCUGGCUGCAGAGAUCAGCUCCGUCUCCCGAGAUGAGCUCAUGGACGCGAUUCAGAAGCAGGAGGAGAUAAACUUCCGCCUGCAGGAUUACAUUGACCGGAUCAUCGUGGCCAUCAUGGAGACCAACCCAUCCAUCCUGGAGGUCAAAUAGAGGCAGGAAGGCCCAGUCUGGUGGGCCCAGGACCCCACCUGCACCCAGGAGAUGGCCACGGCGCGCGCACAGCCGAGACCAGUGGCUGGGCUGGGGUGCAACAACGGGUCUGCAGAGGGAGAAGGAACGGGAGCCCUGGGACCGGGGCCCACGCAGGAGAGGGUGGGGCUGGGCCUGCUCUCUGCAGAGAUGCGGAGACUACGUCUCAGGCUCAGGUGAGCCCUUCUGGGAGCUCCCUCCCGUGUGGCAGACCCCUCUGCAGCCCUACCCAUCAGGAAAGGAAGGAAGGAUACAUCCCCACCGGGGUGCUGCCGUGUGCAUCUGCUCAGGGGCCCUCACCCGCAUGGCACAGAGUCCCCAGGACCCUCUCGCCAGACGUGGUGAUUUGGGAAGUACAGGCAGGCGAGGCGAUGUGCGUCAGGGUCUGGCUAGGAGCUGUGGGGGUCCCAGCUUUCCUGGGGCCGUCACCCAUCCAGAGGGGGCACUUCAGUGCCUCACUCCAGCCUCCAGAUACUCCCGUGGGGGCUGGGGCAGGAGCCUCCCCUCUGAAAUCAGGACUUGAGAGUCUCCCCACGUGGAGCAUGCUUUCCGGACAGGGUGGAUGUCACUGGCUGACCCCAGGUGCAGGCAGUAUCCUGGUGAGAAACUGCCUCCCUGUCCGUGUGGCCUCCCAGCCUCCUGGAGCCGCCCUCCCUGGGCAGAUCUCAGCUGCCCCAGGUGAGUCCUGGUUUCCUAGGCAGAGUCCACGUGUCUGGAAGCACGUUUCCUCUGGGAGUUUGAAGUUGUUGAAGUGGCCAUCCUUCCCUGAGCUGGGUUUUGCAGGUUCUCUCAGUACAGAGAUCAAGAGCAGAGAAUAGGGCCCUCCUGGCAGCGUAGGGGCUCCUUGCCUGGCUCUGUGCCCCCACUGCCAGGCCCCACAUCAUCGUGGGGACUGCUGGGCCUGCCCCCACCCCGAGCCUGAGCACCGGCCAGGAGCCCCUGGGUGCUCCCGGGUGGGUCAAGACCCUGCACACAGACUGGCCACUGCUGUGUGUGCGUGCGUGCGUGCGUGCGUGUGCGUGCGUGCGUGUUGCCCUGCGUCCCUCCAUCCUCCAUGUGGCCCACCUUCUACACUAAGAUUUAAGACGUUGCCUCGUAUUGUACAUUUUGGGGAAAGCCUUGGGUGUAAAUCAGUGUAAACUUGGAGGAGAGAUUUUUCUAUCAUGUAGAGUAGGUAUUUUUUAUAGAUUGAAGGUUGAUCAAUUUUUUAAUACUUCCAAGAGAGAAAACUAUCUGUGUAUACACAUAAAAUAUAUAUAUAUAUGUAUGAUAAUAAAUACUGGAACUCUGCUUUCCGUGCCCAGCCCUGCCCUGGUGACACAGACGUGGGUCUGUUUCUGUCCAUCACUCAGCGGUCCUGUAACUGUAAAUAUGAAUUGCCAGGAGAUGUUUCACAUGGACACCCAGGCCUUCUACUUGCACGGUGACUCUGUUUCCUUCCUCUUGAGAAAGACUCUUCAGGCAGAGCAGUGGUGGCCUGGAUGCUGAAGGGCAAGUCCAGGACAGUCUGGCUGAAGAUUAAAGCUGUCUAUACACACA